AUGACUCUCGGCCACAACAUCGCCUACCAGCACCAGAACUGGCCGCUCGGGGUUCUCGAUAUUCGUCACCCCAGUGUUGCUCCUGACGCCGAGAUGCACGAGCUGCGCUUCUCCCGUAAUGAACGGUCGGACAAUCGCACGGCUCUCGCUAACCUCGCGUCUUCCCUUGUCAGGCAGGGCAAGAGGCGUAUUGCAUAUUGCAUAUCAGAAGACGACCGUUCAUCUGGAUGA
Molecule: messenger RNA, 231 nt
Organism: Dichomitus squalens LYAD-421 SS1
Lineage: Eukaryota; Fungi; Basidiomycota; Agaricomycetes; Polyporales; Polyporaceae
Exons: 2
Coding region: 1-231 (76 amino acids)
Source: RefSeq, a predicted model, not a curated record